AAUAGCAAAACAAACAGGACCGUCACAGGGGCGUUGGUGACAUUUUGGCGACUCUUGUCCUGCGUGGCUCCAUCAUGCUAAAGCCGUGUAUUGUUUACGCCACGGGGUUCUUUUCCUUCGUCUUCCUCGUCGUGGGCAUUUCACUGGCCUUGACCAACGUCUUUCCAGGUCUUGCGCAGUCAGAGGCGAAAAGGGAAGUGGUGUUGCGCAAUGGCACGGUGGCGUUUGACGCCUGGGAGAAUCCGCCGGCCCCCAUCUACAUGCAGUUUUAUUUCUUCAAUCUGACCAACCCCCUGGAGGUGCUGGACGGGGAGAGGCCUGCAGUGGUGGAGAUUGGACCGUACACGUACAGGGAGUACCGGCCUAUGGAGGAAGUGAGCUUUGACGAUAACGGCACCACCGUAGCGGCCGUCAACACUAAGACCUACAUAUUCCAGGCCAACAUGUCCCGAGGUCUGCAGACUGACCUGAUCCGGACCGUCAACAUCCCCGCCAUGACGGUGAUGGAGCGCUUCAAGGACCAGCCCUUCUUCGCCCGCCUGAUCUCGGACUUCAUGAGGGACAAGGAGGAGGGUCUGUUCACCACGAGGACCGUGGGACAGCUCCUGUGGGGCUACCUGGACCCGCUGCUCCAAGCUGUCCACGUGCUCAAACCUGAUGUGGAUCCUGUUUUUGGACUCUUCUCCAAGAGCAACGCUUCCAGUGACGGCCGCUACGUCUUCUUCACCGGCCAGCAGAACUACAAGGACUUUGCCCGGGUGGACACGUGGAACAAUCAAAGCUCACUGAAGUGGUGGACGAGCGAGGAGUGCAACAUGAUCAACGGCACCAACGGGGCGUCCUUCCAUCCCGUGAUCACAAAGCAGGAAACGCUCUACAUGUUCUCCUCGGACCUCUGCAGGUCUAUUUACUCCGUGUUUGAGGAGGAUGUAGCGGUGAAAGGCAUCCCCGCGUAUCGCUUCUCCCCCCCGAGCCAGGUGUUCGCAAACCACACCGUCAACCCGGCCAACGCGGGCUUCUGUGUCCCCGCCUCCAACUGCCUUGGCUCAGGUGUGCUCAACGUGAGUCCGUGCAAGCAAGGGGCGCCCAUCAUCAUGUCCUCGCCACACUUCUACCAGGGAGACCCCAAGUUUGUCCAAGGCGUGUUUGGCAUGAAGCCCAACAAGGACGAUCACCAGACCCUCAUAGACGUCCACCCGCUUACUGGAACCAUCUUGCAAGCUGCAAAACGUCUCCAAAUCAAUGUCUUCGUCCAGCAAAUACCCAUAUUCACUCAGACGGGGAACGUGAGCACGGUGAUCUUUCCUGUCAUUUACCUGAAUGAGAGCGUCGUCAUCGAUGACGUCUCCGUAAAGAAGGUGGCGGCCGCGGUCUUCCAGCAGAACUUGGUGCUAAACAUUCCCUUCGUGCUGAUCGGGGUCGCCAUCCUACUGGGCGCCGUCUUCAUGUUGCUCGUGUGUCGCCAAAAGAUGCCCGAGAGUACAGCAGCAGAACGGCAGCCGCUGCUUGCAUCCUAGCGGCCCAAACAGGAAGUGACGUGUGAACCUCGGCCGUGUUUCCUGCACUACUCAAGUAUUCAUCAUCUGCACGUCAGAGCUCCAAGUACAAGUUUCUUAGUUUUUUUAAAUACCCUCCCAGCUAUAUGGAAACUUUUUAGAAUGUGUGGACGACCGGAGCCUGCCGUUCAUUUUUUAAACAUGUUGGACUGAAGUAAGUAAAAGUAUUGCAGGCACUGACAACAUGAAGGGAAUUGAACAUGUUGUGUUUGACUUAUCUCCUAAACAACUGGUGUGUUUCUCAAUCCUGCUGACAACAACGCCCUUAAAGGGGACCUAUUAUUAUAUUGUUAUAUGAUUUUUAUACAAGGGCUUUGGAUUCUUCUACAUUUCCCACAAUGCUUUGCUGUUGGCCAUAUUAGAAGUCUUUGUAAACACGCUCAUUGUUGCUAAGCAUUCAUCCAGCGAUACUCGUAAUACCCACGAUAUGUGCGGGUGUUUGUCAGGUUCAAAGACGGAUGACAUCUAUUAAACAAGACAAGAAGCAAAGAAUUAAACGGAGACAGAAUUCAAUUUGGCUCAAUUUGAGGAGAGGCACAGUGUCUCAACACGCUCUGGCAAAAGAUUGUACGCCACCUCUUUUUAUUUGGACUUUCCCUGAUUACAUGGCAACAGCUGUUUCUAAGGGACGAGGGUCGUAAACAGUUCACAGAAAAGGUUGUAAAACAGUUCAAAGAAGCGGUGCCUGGUCGUGCUUCCUCUUCGCUUUUGUAGUUCUUAGGUCAAGACAAUAUCUUUCUGUUGAUUACAAUACAUGGAAGAAACAGAACACCUUCAUGUUGCUUCCCCCCCUACACAGUGAAGUUUUACAAGCCUUAGGUUCAAAGACAGCGUUUGUCUUCCCGCCGGGAACUCAUUUCAACACAAAGCAUUGUGAUAACUUAGAUACAAUUAUUCUAAGUGUUAACUGCCACGAUGGAGGUGGGAGAGAAAGAAGUAGCGUUCAUCUUGUUCAUAAGCCGAUUUCUGGACAAACGGAAGUGGCGGAAACGAGGAGUUAGAGGCUAAGGCACGCAUGCAUUGCAGCAAUCAACCGAGAUCAUUUCAUUUCAGGUAAUUAAGAAGAUUUUGUAAGUAGAAAUGACAGCCCCAACUUUGCAUUUACUUGAUAACAGCUACUGUGCUCCUCUCAUUAGGACGCGUGAAAGAACACAUGAGACCCGUCAUUCUCCCAAUCUUGCCAUACAGUCGCAGUGUGCUGAUGUUUUUGGAAUGUAUCAUCUUCAACAAACACAUGUUCAGAGAAACACUAAGGUCUUUUAAGUAUUUUUUGACUACUCAAAUAACAUCAGAUUAUAAAGGACAAAUGUUUUUUGCUGCUACAGAAAGAAAAAGGGGGAGAGAGAGAGAGAGAAAGAGAGAGAGACUACUCAAAUAACAUCAGAUUAUAAAGGACAAAUGUUUUUUGCUGCUACAGAAAGAAAAAGGGGGAGAGAGAAAGAGAGAGAGACUACUCAAAUAACAUCAGAUUAUGAAGGAGAAAUGGCUUUUGCUGCUACAGAAAGAAGAAGGGAGAGAGAGAGAGAGACUACUCAAAUAACAUGAGAUUAUAAAGGACAAAUGGCUUUUGCUGCU
Entelurus aequoreus (snake pipefish) is the source of this 3131-nucleotide messenger RNA. It is a transcript of the gene scarb2c, whose product is annotated as scavenger receptor class B, member 2c. Bases 75 to 1517 code for a protein of 480 amino acids. NCBI's taxonomy places the organism in Eukaryota, Metazoa, Chordata, Actinopteri, Syngnathiformes, Syngnathidae. Gene Ontology annotation, cellular component: cytoplasm; lysosome; membrane. Gene Ontology annotation, molecular function: scavenger receptor activity. The transcript is spliced from 12 exons. The record is from RefSeq and is a predicted model, not a curated record. Gene Ontology annotation, biological process: protein targeting to lysosome; receptor-mediated endocytosis.